Molecule: messenger RNA, 279 nt
Organism: Cooperia oncophora
Lineage: Eukaryota; Metazoa; Nematoda; Chromadorea; Rhabditida; Trichostrongylidae
Source: the annotation of a GenBank genome assembly
AUGGAGGUGUUGGGACCCCGACGACAAGGCACAAUGCACGGUAUUAACACCCUUCUGGCCAGUUGUAGCCGAGUUCUAGGGCCCGUAGCGGUCACUGAUAUGUUCGGCUAUUUCGGCCCACGAGUCGUCUGGCUGUUUCAACUUGGAGUUUGGGGUGUACUGCUCGCCGCUAUUGCUGCUUGCUACAAGCGACUUGUUCCUUUGGACGUACCACAACAGCAGCAGGACGAGUCGGAUGCUGAUGAUGAAGUCAAAAAGCCAAUUGAUGAAGAUCUAUAA